Anolis carolinensis (green anole) is the source of this 4597-nucleotide messenger RNA. It is a transcript of the gene tcea2, whose product is annotated as transcription elongation factor A2. Gene Ontology annotation, molecular function: nucleic acid binding; zinc ion binding. Gene Ontology annotation, biological process: DNA-templated transcription; transcription elongation by RNA polymerase II. Gene Ontology annotation, cellular component: nucleus. The transcript has 10 exons. The coding region runs from base 186 to 1136 and encodes 316 amino acids. The record is from RefSeq and is a predicted model, not a curated record. Lineage: Eukaryota; Metazoa; Chordata; Lepidosauria; Squamata; Anolidae.
GUGCAAGCGGGACAGACAGAGACAGCGCCCGAAGCAACCGAGGGGCGAGGCAGGACUACGUUUCCCGCCGUGCCUUGCGCUGACGCAUUCCAAGGCUGCGGCACGGCUGGGCUGGGAGGUCCUGGCGAAAGACACACUCGCGGAGGAGGCAGGCGGGCUGGCGGGCGAGCCGAGGCAGCGGCGCCAUGGGCGGGGAGCAAGAGAUCGUCCGCAUCGCCAAGCGCCUUGACAAGAUGGUGGCCAAAAAGAGCGCGGAAGGGGCAAUGGAUUUACUGAAGGAACUAAAAAGUAUGCCAAUCACUCUGCAUUUAUUACAGUCCACCCGGAUCGGGAUGUCUGUGAACGCACUUCGGAAACAAAGCACAGAUGAAGACGUGAUUGCCCUUGCCAAAUCUCUUAUCAAAGCCUGGAAGAAACUUCUAGAUGCCUCAGAAGAUAAAGGAAAUGAGAAGAAAAGGAAUUCUUUGCCAACUUCAUCCUCAAGGGAGAGUGGUGACUCAAAAGACCAAAGCUCCAUUAAAAGGCAGGACCUGCCGAAGACUCCCACCACUCCCAAAAUCACCACCUUUCCACCAGUGCCUAUCACAUGUGACACUGUACGUAGCAAAUGUAGAGAAAUGUUGACUUCUGCCCUACAAACAGACAAUGACUAUGUUGCCAUCGGUGUUGACUGUGAAGAGAUGGCAGCUCAAAUUGAAGAAUUUAUAUACCAAGAUGUCAAGAACACAGACUUGAAAUACAAAAACCGUGUUAGGAGUCGCAUUUCCAAUCUGAAAGAUUCUAAGAAUCCUGACCUCCGAAAGAAUGUCUUAUGCGGGGUGAUCACUCCAGAACAAAUUGCAGUGAUGACUUCGGAGGAAAUGGCCAGCAAUGAGCUGAAGGAGAUCCGGAAAGCCAUGACCAAGGAGGCUAUUAGGGAACAUCAAAUGGCUAAAACGGGAGGAACCCAGACUGACCUCUUCACCUGCGGAAAGUGUAGGAAGAAGAACUGUACCUACACCCAAGUACAAACCCGCAGUUCAGACGAGCCAAUGACCACUUUUGUUGUGUGUAAUGAAUGUGGGAACCGCUGGAAGAACAGAAAAGGUUAUGGCGAAAAUAUUUUGCGCUCUAAAUUCUCUUCCUUUGCUCUCUAAAUCCUACCGACCUCUUGCAGUUCUGCUGAGACGACUGUGACAAGAGCAGCAACAGUCAAAUCUGGGUCAGAUGUCCGCCAUACAUUCCCACUAACACCGCCAGCAAAUUUUAUACUAUUUUUUUUUGUCACUGAUGUUACUUUGUGCCCUGUACAUCGUCCAGGUGCGGAGGGCCCAGCUGUGUUUCAUGCCUAGGAAUGGAAUGGCAGCAGCUGGGAAUAGAAGCUGGGAGGGUGCCAAGUGGAGAAUUUAUGUGGACUGACCACCUUUGGAGUUUCUCAUCUUAAUCAGUAUUGUGAGGACAUGGAAAAGUAUUAAAUAUUUUUGGUCUUUUUUUUUUCAACUAUUGGCCAGGCAUCUAGUCUUGGAUCUUGGAAUGUGCAAUGGCUUCUUGUGACUUUCCUUGUUUCCAGUUGCCUCUUUCAGAAGCUCUGAUGAACAUGUGUCUCACUCUCAGAUCCAUAGGAUGUCAUUUUAACUGCCACUGCAAGUGACGCCUACCAGUUUAAACUCAUUUCACCUUUGCCUGGAGAUCAGGCUGUUCUCAAAGUACAACUUGUAGGGGAGUUUUUUGUGAAGGAGGGGUGAGUGUAAACCAACUUCAAAGCAGUUUGAAUAUGUUGUAUACCAUAGAUGUUUCUAUGAGAAUGGUUCACCUUUGUUUCUAUGAGAUGUUUCACUUUUGCAAGUUGCUUCAAAAGAAAGGUCUUUUGUUGAGGGAUACAUAGCAACAAAUGACACUGAAGAGGAACUUCACGAGGAUUUUCUCCAUUAGUAGGUUCACCAUACCCAGCACUUGAUGGUGGGUCACAGAAAGAGGCCUUGUUCUCUUGCUCCCUAUUCCAGCUUUGUGAUUGUAAGAUUGAAGGAAGCCACGCAUCAAACCUGUCAAAUUUGUUCUGUGUUCACCAGUUUUCUGCCUUUCAAGUAAUUCUGUAAACUGUAGUUUGUUGAGAAUUCUGUUUGAGAUUUCUGGCCUUCUCAAGAGGAUGGGGCAGCAUUCCUAGUUUGUAUGUUCUAGAAACACUACUGCCUUUGUAUUCAACAUCAAACUUUUGAGAAAGGGCUAUGUUCCAUCAUUUACUUGGUUUGAAUGUGUGGAGAAAAGAAGGACAAGCCAGUCAUAGAACAAGGAAAAUGACUUGCCCAGUGAACAGACAUGCAACUUCUGGGAUAUCAUCAAUACAGAAAUACUGGAGGCUGGUAAAAGGUCUCCUGUAAUGUUAAGAGAAGGACCAAAAGGGACCCAACAGAGGAAAGUAGAGCAAGGCUGCUGUGGGUGGAAGGAAAGAUGUGGUAUUUUAAACCAGAAAAGUUGACUAUUAAGAUGUACCGCCAUCACUCACUUAGCUAAAGCAGGCAAGGGGCAAGGAAAACAGUAUGAGCAACGAAUUUAGCUUUGUGACUGGAUAGUAUCUUUGCAAAGAUAUAGAACUAUCUCAAGAGUGGUUUGGAUUGCAUCUCCCUCUUUGCUGCUUCUAACAUUAUGUGCUUGGGGUUUUUUUUUUUGGUUUUGUUACAUGUACAGUUGCAGAUGGACAGAUUAAUAAAAUUUGUAAAUGAAGAACAAGCUGUUCCUGUGAAUAAAGGAGCACAUGGUUUUGAAAAAGCAAGUCUAUAGGCAGUCAUGUUUGCAGUCUGCAUAAUUACAUUUCACAUUGCUUUUGUCUGAAGUUCAGGUUUGGUGGAGAUAGUAUCCUUUUAAUGAUGGUUAUUGUAGGGGUAAGACAUUUGCUUUUUUUAUAAUAAAGUCCUUGACUGGCCUUAAAGUCAAAAGGGAAAGCCACAGUAUUAAUUCUGUCAGUCCUUUGAACUCUGAAAACUCAGAUUUGUGUGUGUGUCUGUAUAUGGAGGGAAAUUUCCUGGCUGCUUAAAAAAAAUUGUGUUUGGCCCUUUAGCAUUGUUUUACCUUGAACCAGAAGCUCUGCAACAAAAUUGGGCAUACAUACGAUUUGUGUUCUUUGCCAACCAGGUGUAUUUCUUAAAUGCACAAGUUGCAGGUUUGGUUUUAAAGCCUUUUCAACUCUGAUGGCACAGUUGGGAAAUUCUAGACCAAAGAUUUGUCAUAUUGGAUUUGUAAGUUCACUGAAACAUCCUGUAGCUGAUCUUCUAAUAUGAAACUGUUGUUGUCAUUUGUCUUCAAGUUGACUUUGACUUAUAGCAACCCAAUGAAUGAGAGACCUUUAAGAUCCCUGGUCAUCGACCACCUUGCUCAGGUUUUGCAAAAUCAGGGCAGUGGCUUGAUUGAAUCAAUCCACGUGUAUUUUGGCCUUCCACUUUUUUAUUGCCUUCCGCUUUAUGCAGCACCGUAAUCUUUUCUAAUAAGUUAUGAAAUGUCCAAAGUACAACAGCAUCAAUUUUGUUGUCUUAGUGUGUCAUGACAGAUCAAGUUUGAUUAGGCCCAUUUAUUUCUGGUUUUAGCUUUCUUCUUCAUGGUCUCUGUGGCUUACACAAAUGGGUUUUCUUCUGCCAGCACAGGGCAUCAUUUAAUGCAUUGGCAGUAAUCCCAUCCCACUCACCAUGUGCCAUACUUGAAUGCUUCCCAAUAAAACCCUCAGAUCCUUUUUAUCAACUGUAACGCGGUCAUCGGAACUUCCUGAGUGAUAGUUCAUUUAAAUGGUAAUUUCUUGGCCUUUGAUCUUACACUGACAAAGAUUUCUCAUAGUGUUUCAAUUUUGUGUUUCUGUCAGAUAUUUUUUAUUCUGACUUUCUGAUUAUGGUUUUGCUUCACUUUUGGGUUUGGUGUUUCCUAUUCUGCUGUUCUGGCUUCUGUGAGUACUUUCAAAAGUGUGUUGGGUGUGCUGGAAAAAUUCCUGAGAAAGAUAGUUACUUUAAUUGCCUCUUGUGGCUUGGCAAAAAGGAUGAUUGCUUGUGUUGCAGCAUCCAUGGAACUGAGGGCUUAGGCUGGAAGCAUGCUCGUCUGGCAGUCGGGGAGUGGGCAAUGUUACCCUUCAAACAAGUUUCCAAAUGAUUCAGGGGCAGGUAAACCCAUUUGUCUGAGUUCACAGAUUACCAUUUUAACAACUAGUUACAAGUAAGUAAGCUGUCUAUCUCCAGUACUGUAUUUCCAACAAGUUGAUUUGAAACUAUGAGCACUUUCCUUAAAACAAAUCCAAUUGCUUUUCUUUUCUAAAGAAAAAAAAUUAUUAGAAGUAACAAAGAAAUGCUUGCAUUUCUUUCCUGGGAAAAGAAAACUUGCAAAAAAUUUGGCAUCUUGGCUGAACGGUUGGCAGGUCAUAUAUAUGCAGAUAAAGGUUUGACUUUAUAAUCUGAAAAUGCAACACACUGCUUUUGGCCUUCGCUUUAUAUUUGUGACUGGAUUCCACAGGCACUUUGCACCUGUGCCAAUUGGAGAACAUACUAAAUAUGGCAAGUAUAGCAAGCAAGUCUUGCCACCCACUCCCGAACUUGCAUAUUUUAUGUUUUACAAAAAAUAAAUAUCGCCUCCACAUUCUCGAGCA